AUGGCCCAUGCCCCACCUUCACCUUUGACCCCCAGUAAUAUCCCACGCAACCUAAGCUACAUCGCAGGCCUGUAUGAGCGAGCGUACUACCGCACCGCACGGCCAAGCCUGGCAGAGGACUCGGGAACCGAAGGCUCCGAAUCGGAGUCAGAGAGCAGGCCUCGGAGCCGGCCCAGGAGACGUCGGCAUCUCUUUGGAGGACCCAAACGGAGGGGAAGGCGCCGGACUCGCUCAGCCCCUGCCCGGGGCAGGAGCAGGGAGGCCUCACGCAGCCGGAGCCCUGGGACACGCAAGAGGGUUCGCUUCGCUGACUCGCUGGGCCUAGAGCUCACCAGCGUCCGGCGGUUCUGGCCCAACGAUCUUCCGCAGGUGCCGGAGCGUGUCCAUGCCAAGCUGAGGCGUGACUCCCUGAGCCACUUUGCCCCUUGCCUGCCUUUUUGCCCACCUGUGAAGGAUGACUAUGAUCCUUUGAGCCUUCGGUACCUGCUCGAACCCACAUUCCCAGAUCCCCUGUCCAUGCCAGAUUUCUUACCACGCCUCCUGACGCAGUGUGUGCUCCUCGAAGGAGCCCGUGCCGAGGGGUCUUGUGUCUCCGGCACCAUCCGGGUGCUCAACUUGGCUUAUGAAAAACGGGUCUCUGUGCGAUACACCUGGGACUCUUGGGCUACCCAACAUGAAGCUCGGGCAUCCUACGCCGCCCCUGCCGGCCGGGGCCGGGACCACGCCGACCGCUUUGCCUUCCGUCUGCCGCUGCCUGUGCCACUGCCCCUGGGGGUCAUCCUAGAGUUUGCACUCUGCUACACUGUGGGUGGGAAUGAGUUCUGGGACAACAACCAAGGCCGCAACUAUGCCCUGCAGCCUCCGCCCUGCGUGGACGAGGAGGAGGAGCCCUCCAGCCCGAUUCACGAUUGCUGUGAGACGGGAUGGAUACACUUCCUAUAG
Rhineura floridana is the source of this 942-nucleotide messenger RNA. RefSeq names its product protein phosphatase 1 regulatory subunit 3E (gene PPP1R3E). The record is from RefSeq and is a predicted model, not a curated record. The transcript has 3 exons. Gene Ontology annotation, molecular function: glycogen binding; protein phosphatase 1 binding. Lineage: Eukaryota; Metazoa; Chordata; Lepidosauria; Squamata; Rhineuridae. Gene Ontology annotation, biological process: regulation of glycogen biosynthetic process. Bases 1 to 942 code for a protein of 313 amino acids. Gene Ontology annotation, cellular component: protein phosphatase type 1 complex.